GCUCUAUGCUUCUCUGCUAGGCUCCAAAAACAGGCCAGCAUUAUCAUUCUCCUAGCCAAAACUACACAUCUGAAGCCCAGAACUUCACCACACUGUUUGCCACUCUGUGUCACAGAGUCAGCUGGGCCUGCUUCUGGAGAAACAAGGCAGCCUAUUGUAUACACCUGUCAUAAGUAUGGAACUGCAGAAGCUAUCAAAUGGUAGUCACCACCAUGACGUUGCUGUGCCCGUGGAGGGAGGAAUCCCACCAGAGGAAGAAAAGUUCCUGCAACACAAGAGUGAUGGCUCAAAGAGACCUCAGUUCACAGAUUUUGAGGGUAAGACCUCCUUCGGGAUGUCUGUCUUCAACCUGAGCAACGCCAUCAUGGGAAGUGGCAUCCUGGGUCUGUCAUAUGCCAUGUCAAACACUGGCAUUGUCUUCUUCCUGAUCCUUUUGACAUGUAUUGCCUGUCUGUCCUGUUAUUCCAUCCACCUGCUCCUACGCAGUGCUGGAGUUGUGGGUAUUCGUGCCUAUGAACAGCUUGGCCUGAGGGCUUUUGGUCAUCCAGGGAAGAUCAUAGCAGCUGUCAUAAUAACACUGCAUAACAUUGGAGCCAUGUCCAGCUACCUGUUCAUAGUCAAAUCUGAGUUACCACUUGUCAUCCAAGCCUUUCUUGGCCAGACAUCCAGCUCUGAUGACUGGUUCAUGAAUGGAAACUACCUAAUCAUCAUGGUCACUGUCUGCAUCAUCCUCCCACUGACCCUUAUGAAACACCUGGGGUAUCUUGGUUAUACCAGUGGCUUCUCUCUCUCCUGCAUGGUCUUCUUCCUCUCUGCGGUGAUCUACAAGAGAUUCAACAUUGUUUGCCCCCUGGAACUGUUUGGAAACUACUCUAUGAGCACACCCGUCCCAGAGAACACAUGCAUUGCCAAAUUCUUCACCAUCAACCAAGAGACGGCAUAUACCAUCCCCAUACUGGCAUUUGCUUUUGUAUGUCACCCUGAAGUUCUUCCCAUCUACACUGAAUUGACCAACCCAACCAAGAGAAGAAUGCAGAAUAUUGGCAAUGUUUCCAUCCUCGGCAUGUUCAUCAUGUAUUUCUUCACUGCCAUAUUUGGCUAUCUGACCUUCUACGAGAACACUGAAGCAGAGCUCCUCCAUACCUACAGUAAGGUGGAUCCCCUGGACACUCUGAUACUGUGUGUUCGGCUGGCCGUCCUGGUGGCCGUCACUCUGACUGUGCCUGUGGUACUGUUCCCUAUCCGUCGUGCCCUCCUGCAGCUACUGUUUCCACAGAGGCCCUUCCACUGGCUCCGUCACAUCACCAUCGCCAUGUGUCUGCUGUUUGCUGUCAACUUGCUGGUUAUCCUCGUUCCCAACAUUCGAGAUAUCUUUGGCAUUACAGGGGCAACCACAGCUCCCAGUCUGAUCUUUAUCCUUCCUGGACUGUUCUACAUCCGCAUUAUCCCCACCGACCAGGAGCCCAUGAACUCCAGACCAAAGAUCCAGGCUGCGUGUUUCACAGCGCUGGGCUUCAUAUUUAUGACCAUGAGCCUAACAUUCAUCGGGCUUGAUUGGGUGAGUGGAGAAAAGCGAAGUCUCGGUGGCCAUUAAAGUGCAAGCCCCAAACCCUACAUUAACAGCAGCCCAUUGCUGCACACCUCCUCCAGUCCUCUAAAUCAGAAGCAAGGUUCAACCUACUGCUGUCAGGUUUGCGGCUUUGGUGGGACUGUUAUUAUUAAUCAUAAGGACAAUGAGAGGAGGCCAGUUUUGUCACCCCACCCAGGCUGACACCAGGAUCCAUCACAGGUAGUGUUCCUCUGUUCUACAUGAAGCGUUGACACACAUGUUGACCAUGGAAGCCCCUCAAUCACUAAAAGCAAUUUGCCUUAACAAAGGCCAAAUGUGGUGUGUAAUAACAGCAAUAUUAAACGCAAUGUCUAAAUGCAAAAAAACAUGUGUAAUUAUCAGUAAAGUUUGAUGGAGAAAAUGUAUUUAGUAUCUGCUGGAUAAAACUGCUGUUUAAAAAUAGAAGUCAUCAUGAUGUUUAAAAUUAUAGUCCAAUUAUUUUUAUUUAUCUGAGAGCCAUACAGUAUGAGGUAACCGAUCAGAUGCCUUCAGGAAAUUCACUUCAAUUAAUGUAUAGAUAAAUUGUAAUUCUGCAGAGCAGUAUUUAGCAAACUGGGGGGGGAUGGUUUGGUUUUCAUCAUCUAAAGUGUAACAUGAGGUUAAUGCAACUAUACGGCAAUUAAUUUGGUAUAAUUCAUUUGUGAAUAUAUUCUGGACAGCAUAUGUGGAUAUUGUUUCACAAAAGUUUUUCUUUUUUGGCGUGAUUUUAAGUAAUUGUAAUGUGUGUGGUGGUAAUCACAAUAUUGCAAAUAAAAUGCCAUUGUACAGGA
Chelmon rostratus (copperband butterflyfish) is the source of this 2379-nucleotide messenger RNA. It is a transcript of the gene slc38a5b, whose product is annotated as solute carrier family 38 member 5b. The transcript is spliced from 16 exons. Gene Ontology annotation, biological process: serine transport; L-glutamine transport; glycine transport. The record is from RefSeq and is a predicted model, not a curated record. Gene Ontology annotation, molecular function: L-glutamine transmembrane transporter activity; glycine transmembrane transporter activity. The coding region runs from base 176 to 1594 and encodes 472 amino acids. Lineage: Eukaryota; Metazoa; Chordata; Actinopteri; Chaetodontiformes; Chaetodontidae.